AUGCCUCGCGUUUCGAAUAAACAAUCACAAUAUUCCAUCACCAUUGAUCUCUCUAUGAUACCAACAAAUGCUUUCAGUCUGCGAGGAGAUGCAUUCUACUCUCUUGUAGAAGAACUAACAUCCAAGGACGUUGAAGAUUUACUCAAGAUACAGAAAAUUUCGAAUGCUCGUUGUUUUCUAAACACAAACUCGUUGGAUUUCUUUGACAUUCACAGCGAUGAUCCAUUUAUUGUCGAUUUACAAGAUCGUCUUUCGAUAAAGACUUUGAAUAAAAAAAGAACUGUUCUGGCUGGUGUACAAGGAUAUCUUCAUUAUCUUCAACAAUUACUCAACUCGUUUCUUAUUGCACAGAGAAAUAAGCGCAUCAAGUCAAACAAUUCUACCGAUGCCAAUAGUCAUCCCCACCAAGUACCUUCGACACCGAUGCCAAUUACGCCUCUUUCAAUCAACUCAUCGACAACUGCUGCUUUAUUCCAUCCAGAACAUCGCCAUUUUCUCAAUGAAAAAAUCAAAAGUUGGUGGGAGAAGCAUCGUGAUCAAUUCAAUCUUGGAAGCGAUGCGCUCACUGAACCGGACGAUUAUCAGAUCGUAUUCAAUAACAAAUCCGCUGUUAUAAAAUGUCGUUGUAAUCAAACAAUUAACAUUCCAAUACCAAAGGGACGAAAACAUUGUCAAUUAAGCAAUUUUUACAAGCAUCUGACGCAAAGUAGUCAAUGUGCCGCUGCCAAAAGGAAACGUGCGAGCACUGAGCUUGAUGACGAUACUGAUCUGGAUAUUUCGUUUUCUCCAUCAUCCUCUGUCGAUGCAGCUGGUGGAUCUGAUACGCAAACAACAACUGAAGACGGUCGACAGUCGACGGAAUUGAAUAGUAAUCCAACUGAGUCGGAUUUUAAAUAA
This is a messenger RNA of Adineta ricciae, 897 nucleotides long. The record is from the annotation of a GenBank genome assembly. NCBI's taxonomy places the organism in Eukaryota, Metazoa, Rotifera, Eurotatoria, Adinetida, Adinetidae.